Molecule: messenger RNA, 2271 nt
Organism: Pectinophora gossypiella (pink bollworm)
Lineage: Eukaryota; Metazoa; Arthropoda; Insecta; Lepidoptera; Gelechiidae
Gene: shaker
Product: potassium voltage-gated channel protein Shaker
Exons: 8
Coding region: 457-1977 (506 amino acids)
Biological process (GO): potassium ion transmembrane transport; protein homooligomerization
Cellular component (GO): voltage-gated potassium channel complex; membrane
Molecular function (GO): delayed rectifier potassium channel activity; protein binding
Source: RefSeq, a predicted model, not a curated record
GAAGAAGAACAAAACAUAUAUACUCCUUAUAAAAUCUCUAAGGAAGCCAAUAAACCAACCGUAACAAUAACAAGUAGAUAAUAAUACUGUCGCUUAUUUUCUCAAUUUAACUUAUGACAAGAUACAAUAAUUAAAUUGUGAUUAGUAGAAGAAGUUACAUACUGAACCAAGAAAAGCGUCCAAAUUUUUUGAAUUAGCUAAAAGUAUAGUAGAUUAUACGAAACAGUUGUGAUGCGCGGUCCACCUGUGUUCAGCCGAGCUGUCACGGGAGAACGAAAGACUGUUUGCAAGCGGGUUGUGAUGUUGCACCGCUUCCAGUAGGGUGGAGAGAGACAUGCGAGUGGAGUGUGCGGUGCGGGGGGAGGGACCGAGCGCGUGGUGCGCGGGGGAACUGCCCCGCGAGAUGAUGUGAUUGACGGUGCUCAAGUCGGCAUGGGUGUGUGAACCGCCGACGCUAUGGCGGCGGUCGCCGGUCUGUACGGGCUGGGCGACGACCAGCGCGCGCGACAUCGCCGCGGACAGCAGGCUAACGCCGAGCGCUCCGAGUCUAGAGACGACAACACUGAGGCGUCGCUGCCGAAAUUGUGCAGUCAAGAAGAAGAACAGGGCAGGCCACCGCAGGGUGGCGUGGUAACCUUCGAGCCCAUACAACACGACCACGACUUCUGCGAAAGAGUUGUAAUCAACGUAAGCGGUCUCAAAUUCGAAACCCAACUGCGUACAUUAAACCAAUUCCCGGAAACAUUGUUGGGGGAUCCCGCAAGGCGGAUAAGAUACUUUGACCCCCUAAGAAACGAAUACUUUUUCGACCGGAACCGACCAUCAUUCGACGCAAUCCUGUAUUAUUACCAGAGUGGCGGGCGGCUGCGGCGCCCGGUAAACGUCCCGCUGGACGUCUUCUCAGAGGAAAUCAAGUUCUACGAACUUGGAGAACAAGCCACCAACAAAUUCCGUGAAGACGAGGGCUUCAUCAAGGAGGAGGAGAAACCCCUGCCCUCCAACGAACGUCAGCGAAAAAUCUGGCUGCUGUUCGAAUACCCGGAAAGUUCCCAAGCCGCCCGAGUUGUAGCCAUCAUCUCGGUUUUCGUCAUCCUUCUGUCAAUUGUCAUCUUCUGCCUGGAAACUCUGCCCGAGUUCAAGCACUACAAGGUCUUCAACACCACCACCAACGGCACUAAAAUCGAAGAAGACGAAGUACCCGACAUCACCGACCCAUUCUUCCUAAUCGAGACUCUCUGUAUAAUCUGGUUUACGUUCGAGUUAAUAGUGCGGUUUCUUGCUUGUCCGAACAAGUUUAAUUUCUUUAGAGACGUGAUGAACAUAAUAGACAUAAUAGCCAUUAUCCCCUACUUUAUCACCCUCGCCACUGUCGUCGCAGAAGAAGAGGACCAGUUAAAUCUUCCGCGUGCACCAGUCUCUCCGCAAGAUAAAUCUACCAAUCAAGCCAUGAGUCUCGCUAUCCUCCGUGUGAUUCGUCUAGUACGAGUGUUCCGAAUCUUCAAACUGUCGCGACACUCUAAAGGAUUACAAAUCCUUGGACGGACUCUGAAAGCAUCUAUGCGCGAGCUGGGGCUAUUGAUAUUUUUCCUCUUCAUCGGUGUGGUGCUGUUUUCAUCUGCGGUGUACUUCGCUGAAGCCGGAAGUGAGAACAGCUUCUUCAAAUCCAUACCCGAUGCGUUUUGGUGGGCGGUCGUGACAAUGACGACCGUAGGAUACGGAGACAUGACGCCGGUCGGCGUGUGGGGCAAGAUUGUGGGCUCGCUGUGCGCCAUCGCUGGUGUGCUCACCAUCGCCCUGCCCGUGCCCGUCAUCGUGUCCAACUUCAACUACUUCUACCACCGCGAAACCGACCAGGAGGAGAUGCAGUCGCAGAACUUCAACCAUGUCACCAGCUGUCCCUAUCUGCCCGGCACUAUGGGCGAGCCUUAUCUUAGUGGAAAGGACGAUGAAAGGGACGAGAUCUGCAGUGAUCAUUAGUUUUGUGUUUAAGUACAAUUUAAAACGGACUAUUAGUUUUAAUCGAGAGAGACGAUCAUUGUGAUAUUAAAUUAUAAGGGACGAAGAGUGAAAUGUGCUUUGUAAAUAUUAGAAUUGAUAAUAAUGUACAGAAAUAAGAUAAAAUUGUUAUUUAUUUUCUUUCUAGUUGUGGUUGAGUGGAAAUGUUUUAUUGCUUUUCCGUGUAGUCCAGUUUGUUAAAAUACAAUUUACGUUAAUUUCAAUAGUGUCGAAAGUAAUAAGUAGAUAUUCGUUACACAAAAAUAUGAGUACAUA